Molecule: messenger RNA, 9046 nt
Organism: Mobula hypostoma (lesser devil ray)
Lineage: Eukaryota; Metazoa; Chordata; Chondrichthyes; Myliobatiformes; Myliobatidae
Gene: pik3c2a
Product: phosphatidylinositol-4-phosphate 3-kinase, catalytic subunit type 2 alpha
Exons: 33
Coding region: 1052-6193 (1713 amino acids)
Biological process (GO): cell migration; phosphatidylinositol 3-kinase/protein kinase B signal transduction; phosphatidylinositol-mediated signaling
Cellular component (GO): phosphatidylinositol 3-kinase complex; plasma membrane; cytoplasm
Molecular function (GO): phosphatidylinositol binding; 1-phosphatidylinositol-3-kinase activity; 1-phosphatidylinositol-4-phosphate 3-kinase activity
Source: RefSeq, a predicted model, not a curated record
UGAAACGUCGACUGCACCUCUUCCUAGAGAUGCUGCCUGGCCUGCUGCGUUCACCAGCAACUUUGAUGUGUGUUGGAGAAGGAUGCUUGUGUGAGAAUGCUGCUCUUGGACUACAGUUUAGCACUCAACACCAUAAUUCCCUCCAGGCUCAACAAGAAGCUCAGAGACCUUGGCUUUCACCCUGCCUUUUGUUGCUGGAUCCUGGACAUCCUGUCAAAUCGCUGGCAGGUGGUAAGAAUGGGUUCCCUCACCUGUGCACCUCUGACCCUCAACGUAGGUGCCCCUCAGGGCUGUGUACUAAGCCCCUUACUUUACUCUCUGUAUACCCUUGACUGUGUCACCACCCACAGCUCCAAUCUGGUAAUUAAAUUUGCUGAUGACACCAUUGAUUGGCCUAGUCUCAAAUAAUAAUGAGGCAGCCUACAGAGAAGAAGUCAUCACCCUGACACAGUGGUGUCAAGAAAACAACCUCCCCCUCAAUGUUGCAAAAACAAAGGAGUUGGUUGUGGACUACAGGAGAAUCUGGAGUUGAGAGGGUGAGCAGCUUUAAGUUCCUUACUAUACAAUCACCAAGGAUCUCACAUGGUGAGUACAUACUGGCUGUGUGAUGAAACAACAGUGCCUCUUUCACCUCAGAUGGUUGAAGAAGUUUGGUAUAGACCCCCAAAUCCUUUCUACAGGGCCACAAUUGAGAGCAUCCUGACUGGCCAUAUCACUACCUGGUAUGGGAACUGUACCUCCCUUAAUUGCAGGACUCUGCAGAGAGUGGUGUGGAUAGCCCAGCACGUCAGUAGUUGUGAACUUCCCAUGAUUCAGGACAUUUACAAAGACAGGUGUGUAAAAGGGGCCCAAAGGAUCAUUGGGGACCUGAGUCACCCCAACCACAAACUGCUCCAGCUGCUACCAUCUGGGAAACUAUACCGCAGCAUAAAAGCCAAGACCAACAGGCUCCAGGACAGCUUCUUCCACAAGGACUUUGACCUCUGAUUCUCUGAGGAUUUCCCAGCUGAACUGUGGGUUCUUCGAAUGGAAAUCUAUAGUAGUUGACACCAUGGCCCAGAUAUCCAGCAGAAAUGGGUUCAAGCAGUCUGCCUCUUCGUCAGUGGGCCAUUCUGGGAAGCGAGCUGUUGGCAAAGAAGAAGCCCUACAAAUGGAAGCCGAGGCCUUGGCGAAGUUGCAGAAGGAUAGACUUCAGAGCCUAAAGGAAGAACAUGCAGUGAAGUCUGCCAGCAGUGCUUGCUCUAAGUCACCAAAUGCCAAGCAGGAGUAUGAUCUCAUUCACUUUCCAGAGGCAGAAAACUCAAACAAACAAGCUGCUAGCCUGUCUGAUCAGGACAUCAAGAAACUAACUUCAGCUGAACUAGAAAAAUUGCUGUUGGACAAAAACUUUGGCCCUAAAAAUAUAACCCGCCCACACACUUUACCAAAUACUCCCCUUGUGAGUCCGUCAUUCUCUAGCCAAUUUUACAAUCGGGCACCUUUCUCUGGGAGUCAAUGGACAGGUGGGUUACAGAGGCCUGUAAUCCAAACGACUGGUUACCAUGCAACAUCUGUGACAUUCCCUAAGCCACCUGAUCUAUUUCAGAAUGGCUUUUGUCCUGGACAGUCUUCAUACCGUCCUUCAGAACCUUUGUAUCUUGGCCUUCAUACAAAGCCGUACAUGCCCUUCCCACUCCAGCCUGCUACACCUGUCCACCCUGCAGGUGGUGUACCUGUUUAUUCACCCGUCACACCUGAGCUUGCAAAAUUAUAUGAUAAAAUAGCCAGCACAUCAGAGUACCUGAGAAACAGCAAGUCGAACAGUGAUUUGGAAUCUGCCAGCACGAUGAUGCCUAAGCUGCCAGAUGGGGAAAACGCGAACAAUGCCAGCAAAUUUGAUUGGUUGGAUCUCGACCCGCUCAGCAAAGCAAAGAUUGACAACAUUGAGCUCUUAGAAAAUGCAGAAGAGGCUGAGGAGAAGGUCGAUAUGGGGGCUGCAGCUGGGGAUCCUUGGGAGCAAGUGUUGCAAAAGCAGACUCCGUCAGAAAGCUUCCAGCCCAUUGUCAACAUCGAAGAGGCAUCGGUUAGGCAGUCAACUGGAAAAUCAAGAUCUGGACCUUCAGUUACGCGUAGUUUGUCCCUUAACCUGCGGUCCACAAGUUCAAAAUUUUCCCACAGAGUACAAGAACUAAACACCAACACGUUACAGGAUGAAAAAGGGACCAGUAAUGAUCUUUCAGGAGGAAGAUUUCUUGAACAAAUCAGUUCACAAAAUGGGGAAGUGGCAGCUUUUUGGCAGGAGAUUAUUAGACUACGGUCCACAUUUCCAUUUACUGACCACUCCACGAAUCCAGGUUAUGUUUUGAGUCCGGUAAUGCUUCACCGCGACAUGAACGGAGAAAAUGCAAGUGUGAAAGUCUCCAUAGAAAUUGAAGAAUUUCAACAGCCAGUUACAUUCACCUGUGAUGUAAGCUCUCAUGUGGAGCUUAUUAUAAUGCAGGCUCUGUGCUGGGCGCAUGAUGACCUAAAUAAGGUUGACAUUGGUAGCUACAUAUUGAAAGUCUGUGGACAGGAGGAAGUCCUACAAAAUAAACACUGCUUAGGAAGCCACGAGUACAUUCAGAACUGCCGAAAAUGUGACACUGAAAUCAAGCUGCAGCUAUUAAGCCACAAUACAGUAUGCAGAGCUCUGGCCCGAACGGCAGAAGAUGAUGAGAUGCCUACAGAUUUUACAAAGUAUCUCUAUCAGUUGGAAAAGCCCUUCAAAGAAAUUACGACAAGGCAACGUCUUGCUGAACUCCUGGAAGUCUAUCAUAAGAGGGAAAAAGCAAUCCUUCAAAAUGAAGGAAAGCAGUACAGAAUGGUGGAACAGAUUAUUCAGUCUGUGAAGGACAUUUGCAGUGCAUUGGAUGGUACGGAGACCAAGGCAGUCACUGAUGCUGUGAAGAAAUUAAAACGGGUUGUUAAUCUACCGAAAAGUAAAACUGCUGAGGUUAUAUCAAAAGAGACUGGUGAUUCAACAAAUGUUGCAAAAAAUGGAUCUUCACGUGCAGUAAGUCCUCUGAAGGCAAGCAUCCAUGACCUAACGCGGGCUGUCUAUGACCUACUACAGCUCUACUUGAGUUCUUUUAGCAUCAGCCCGGGUGCCACUGAGGAUCUGCCACAGAGUACUAAGUGCACAAAGGAAGCUCGGACCACGUCAGAACACUUGCAGUUCACACUGUUUGCAGCGCAUAGGAUUCCAGGGACUUGGGUCAGCAGUUUUGAGAAAUACUUUUUGAUGUGUUCAUUGACUCACAAUGGAAAGGAUCUAUUUAAACCGGUGCAAUCCAAGAAGGUCGGGACAUAUCGCAAUUUUUUCUAUCAUAUCAAAUGGGAUGAACUAAUCAGUUUUCCUGUUCAGAUUUCACAAUUGGCCCUUGAAACAAUGCUACGCCUCAAUUUGUAUGGAGUUCCAAAUCCCUCAGCAGCUGGAUCGCCGGAUUCUAACAAACAAAGGAAGGGACCAGAGUACCUCGGUCGAGUCUCUGUGCCUCUCUUUGACUUUAAUCGUGUGUUAACAAGUGGAAGAAAACUACUUGGUCUCUGGAUAUCAGAGUCUGUGAAUCCAGGUGGUACGACUAUCAAUAAAAAGGGGAGCUCAAUGGAGAGAGUUGUGUUGCAGGUGGAUUUUCCAUCAUUUGCAUUUGACAUUCUCUACUAUCCUCCAGAAUCCAGCCGAAUGACUGAGUUCGGGUUUGAAACACUCGAUCAAGGUUUCCAGAAACAGCUUCUUGACGUGUUUGCUAAGGAUUUGACAUUUGAACUGUCCAAGGCAGAUAAAGAGCUUUUGUGGGAUAAGAGGCAGUAUUGCUUUUCCCACAUUAAUAGCCUUCCCAAGAUACUUGCUAGUGCACCAAGUUGGGACUGGGAUGCUCUACCAGAAAUCUACUCUCUUCUCCAACAAUGGACACCACUCCCUCCCAUCUCUGCUCUGGAGUUACUGGAUUCCAAGUUUGCAGAUAAAGAAGUGAGAAGUACAGCAGUGAAUUGGAUUGAACAAAUGACUGAUGAUGAACUGGUAGAUUAUCUGCCUCAGUUUGUAGAGGCCGUGAAGCAUGAGUGUUACCUGGAUAAUGCAUUGGUGAAAUUCCUUUUAUCUCGAGCCCUGGGGAAUGUUUGUGUAGCACACCACUUAUACUGGCUGCUGAAUAAUGCACUUCAUGAUCCUUAUUUUGGGGUGCGUUAUGAACUCCUAUUGGGUGCCCUACUCUGUAUCUGUGGGAAGGGCUUAAGAGAAGAAUUCGAAAUGCAAACAAGGCUGGUACGGAAACUGGGAGUGGUAGCAGAGAAGGUUCGCCAAGCCAGUGGAUCAGCAAGACAGGCUGUCCUUCAGGAAGGCAUGGACCGUGUACAGACAUUCUUCAAAAAUAAGUGUCGAUUGCCUCUCAAUCCAAGCCUAGUAGCAAAAGAAUUAAAUGUUAAGGCUUGUUCCUUCUUCAACUCCAAUGCUGUUCCAUUGAAGUUAACACUGGUGAAUGCUGAUCCGCUGGGGGAUGAAAUCAAUGUUAUGUUUAAGAUUGGGGAAGAUUUGCGACAAGACAUGCUGGCACUGCAGAUGAUCAAAAUAAUGGACAAAAUCUGGCUUCAGGAGGGAUUGGACUUGCGCAUGGUCAUUUUUAAAUGUAUUUCCACAGGGAAGGAUAGAGGUAUGGUUGAACUUGUACCAGCUUCAGAAACUCUGAGAAAAAUCCAAGUUGAGUAUGGAGUAACGGGCUCCUUUAAGGAUAAACCUCUAGCUGAGUGGCUCAGGAAGUACAACUCCACAGAGGAAGAAUAUGAGAAGGCAUCGGAAAACUUCAUCUAUUCAUGUGCAGGAUGCUGUGUUGCUACCUAUGUGCUGGGGAUAUGUGAUCGCCACAAUGACAACAUCAUGCUCAGGUCAACUGGCCACAUGUUCCAUAUCGAUUUUGGCAAAUUUCUUGGACAUGCGCAGAUGUUUGGAAGUUUUAAAAGAGAUCGAGCUCCUUUCGUGCUGACCUCUGACAUGGCUUAUGUAAUUAAUGGUGGGGAGAAGCCAACCAGCCGAUUCCAAUUGUUUGUGGAUUUGUGCUGUCAGUCGUAUAAUCUCAUCCGCAAGCAUGCCAACCACUUCCUGAAUCUCCUGUCACUGAUGUUGUCUGCAGGAUUACCUGAGGUCACCAACAUACAAGACUUGAAAUAUGUCGAAGAUGCUCUGCAGCCCCAGACCACUGACGCUGAAGCCACCAUCUUUUUCACCAGGUUGAUAGAAUCCAGCCUGGGCAGUGUGGCAACCAAGUUUAACUUCCUCAUUCACAACCUGGCACAGCUACGGUUUUCAGGGUUACCAUCCAAUGAGCAAGCCAUCCUUUCAUUCUCGCCAAAAACCUAUUCUCUCAAACAAGACGGGCGAAUCAAAGAAGUGACCAUUUACACCUACCAGAAGAGGUACAACCCUGACAAAUACUAUAUAUAUGUGGUGAGGAUAUUGCGGGAAGGACAGAUUGCACCAAUGUUUGUCUUCAGAACAUUUGAUGAAUUCCAAGAGCUCCACAACAAACUAGGCAUCCUCUUCCCCCUGUGGAAGCUUCCAGGCUUCCCUAACAAAGUGGUCCUUGGCCGAACUCACAUUAAGGAUGUGGCCUCCAAGCGGAAGGUGGAGCUGAACAAUUACGUACAAUGUCUGAUGAAUAGCUCGACUGAAGUAACUGAGUGUGAUCUCGUUUACACCUUUUUCCAUCCACUAGGCCGAGAUGAAAAAGCUGAAGGAGUAGAUGGACUAGUCAAGCCCACAGAAAUAGUUUCACCAUCUGCCAAUUCAGGUCAAGUAGGUGGAGAGGUUAAACUGUCCAUUUCAUACAGGAACAGUACACUAUUCAUCAUGGUAAUGCACAUACGGGACCUGGUGACUGAGGAUGGAGCAGAUCCAAAUCCUUAUGUAAAAACAUAUUUGCUUCCUGAUCCACAUAAAAUAACCAAGCACAAGACAAAGGUAUCAAGGAAGACACGAAACCCAACCUACAAUGAAAUGUUGGUGUAUAGUGGAUACAGUAAAGAAUCACUCAAACAGAGGGAGUUGCAACUGAGUGUGUUGAGUGCUGAGUCAUUACGGGAAAAUGUUUACCUUGGUGGCAUUACGUUAACUCUGAAGGAAUUUGACUUAAGCAAGGAAACCAUUAACUGGUACAAAUUGACUGCUGCAUCCAGUGGGUAACUCCCUACCACAUCUUGCACAAAGUAUGUGAAAAGUGGAACAAUUUGCAAAGAGAAACCCAACCAGACUCCUGCAAUUUACUUGAAAGAAGACUUUAACUGUGGAUAAACAGCAAUUCCAGCUGAUGCACAUUGCCAAUGGACCAAUCAGUUUGACGAAAUCACAAAGAGUUGCAUGCACUUAAUGUCACCUUCAUUCUAUAUCUUCUCUUAAUUUCUCUGAUUAAAGAAUGGUGGGAAAUCAAGUGUGCCAAAAGAAACUGUUGAAGAACUUCACUAUUUGCAGCGCAAAACAUCACCUUUCUUUACUAUGCCUCCAAACUCGCAAUUAAAUUCAAGGUGCUAAAUUCAGUGGCUAACUCAGACACAUUAUAUUUCCCAGGGAGCGGCACAAGAAAGAUCAGGCACAAGGCAAUUAAUUGCCCCAACUUCAACUCACUGGGCUGCUUCUAAUGGAACUAAAUAAAAAGAUACAAGUUUUACUGCCUCAAGGAUUGUAAAAAUACAGAUGGAAUAUAGCUUUAUGCAGGAGAUCUUUCAUCUGUGGUAUGUGACCUCUUUUCUAUGAUUAAUGCCAUUGGAGAAGAUCCAGGACUAAUCACCCCACAGGCAGACAUAAUAAAUAAAGAAAAUGAGUGCAUCGAAAGGCUUGCUCAAGCAUUAAGUCUCUCAGAUGUGGUCAUUAAAUAACAAUUGUGUGAAAGGUGAAUCUGCAGUGAAGCUGAACAGUGAAUGCCAAAGGAGGAAAUUAUGAAUUUACUUGUAGAUCCUUUACUAUUCUACUUGGGUCCAAAAUCUGAGUUAAGAGAAUUUGUGAGUUUGCAGUCACAUAAAUAAGUAUUGCUAAUAGCAAAAUUCAAGAGAUUUCAACUACUAGAUGAUAUGUUGAUUUCUUGGAUGUAUUUUCUCUAUUGCUUUACUGUUACAGUACUAAACUUGCAUGCAUAAAAAUAAGUUGUAAAAUUGAAAAGGCACAUCAAAUAUGCAAGUGGGUUUCACCUGUGGUUAUAUAUUUUUUGUUGCUGUAAUUCUUGCAAAAAAAAGCACCAUGAGUAGCAAUUUUAUAAGAUAUAGCUUACUUUCUAACACACCUCCGUUGCUUCACUAAUAUUCUGGGGUUAAAAUUAAUAUGAUGCCAGAGAAAAAAAUUCCUAAAGGAUGACAAGCCACUUAAGGAAGUGCAAUGGAAAUGAUAAAGGAAAAUGCUUUUCUGAGAAGUGUGCCUAUGGUUGUUUCCAAGAUUUGGUGAAAAUACAAAAAAAUUUGGAGAAGGUGUGCUAACGCAUUUGACUACACCUUUUCUUUAAGCAUUUGCCCCUCGGCAAUGCCAUGCACACGAUCCUCAGUUCAUGUACCACUGGUUUGUCUUCCUAGGCAAAUUUUUUGCUAUUACCUUGUGUGCAAGAUUUGGCAUUUAACUAUGGAAAUGUGGAAUUGUUCAAGGCAAUAAAAUGGAAGGUUGUUGUAUUUCCUUAAUUCACCUCAUCUUCUCUCACAGCAGUCAAAACUGACAGACUUGACAUUUGCCCCAGCCUGUAAAUAGUUCUGCAGAAGCCCACAGUUGCUGCAGACUUUCAGUUGCCUCUGCAACCAUGGGUACCUCUGAAUGAUGGAUUUGCACAAACUGACCAAGUAGUAUUUUGUCUCUUUAGAAUGUCUUGCCGACAGUGUUUUUGGACUGAAUCAAGAGCAGAAUAAUUUAGUUAAAUACUUCAGCUGUUCUAAUCUUAAGAGGAUUACAGCUGUUUUGAUUAUUUCCCCCUUCCUCUAUCCAACUAUUGAUUAGGUUGCACCAGACAAAUGUCAUGUGUCUGUUGCCUAUUUAUUUAAUAGUUUGCCCCUAACGAACCAAAUUCAGAGCUGCAAUGUGGCAAAUUUCAGUUUCAAAUAUGUUACCAUCACCUUGGGCUUUCAAGUUUGUUUUUUAAAUUAUUGCAUAUAUUCCACUGAAAAUACACUACUUUCAACUUCAAGAGAGCAGAGAUUACAAAUGCAAGUUUAGAUUGAUCUUCUGGUAAGAUUCAGACAAAAAUAUUAGCCCUGAACAGGAGAAACAAAUGGUGUAUCAUUUCUACAUUGCACCUUUUUUCUUAGAAGAAUAUCAUUUUUGUGCCUUGCUCAACCUUUGUAGCUGAGUGCAUGCACAUUAAUUACUUUUGUAUGGUGAAAAUUAAAUUCAGCUGCUUACGUCUAUUUUACUGUAAAUAAAUUUGUCCUUGAUAUUUUAAAUCUUCACCCUUAAUGAAGAUGAAUAAAUAACCAUUAAAAUUAAUAGCUGACUAUUCAUUAUUUCCCAAGUUGAUGAUAGUUUCAUUUGGCUGGUAUCAACAGAACGUCCUUCACAGUAGCUGAAUGGGGGAACUAAAACAUUAAUUUUCACUACAGUAGGUUAAAUUUAGGAUUCUUUGAGAAAAGCUAAAUUUAAGCAUUAAAUGGUAAUAAUCUGCCUUUAUGUAUCAUGUAGUAUCACUGAAUAGUUGCAGAGAUUCUGAUAAAUCUUUGCAAAAAAAUUAUCAAACGGGAGAUAGUGAAAUUCUGCACAUGACUUUAGGGGCAGGAGGUCCCACUGAUUUGGUAAUUUGACAUUUCAUUUUGCCACUGUUGGAUGCUACACUGUAUUAAUUGCAACUGUAGCUAAACAAAAAUCAUGGGGUACAAAAUUGUUGCCUUGACUGAUCUGCAUCACCAUUAGAUCUAAGAACCAAGUGUAUGUUUUGAUCAUGUUUUUUUUCUUUGAGUAAAGAUGUACAGUAUUUCUAUCCAAAUCCUGUCCGCAUCCAAGUGGACAAAAUGUGACUCCAUAACUGUUAAAUAUAUAUCUUGUUUUUAAUAAAGUCAUUUUCAAAACUCACAA